AUGAAGGAGCUCUAUGCUGAAUACAUCGGGAAACCUGGCGUCUACCUGGGGCUCCUGGAUUUAGCUCUUCUUGCAUUACACUCGAAAUCAGACGUGGCUAUCCUUUACUAUGGUUCCGAGAACCAGAACCCCCGUAGGUUGGUGGAUCUCCUGAGUGCAUUCCUGGAACAAAGUGACUGUGACAACGUUGAUCUUGCCUCUGUCUUCCCGAUGCCGGACAGUGCACUACAUGGGGACCUUUGGUACAUGAUUGCAUGCAGGGCAGACUGGCGACAUGCUACACAAGUGAACGAAUGCAACCAUUGGGUCCCUGCCUUCCACAAGGAUGACAUGAAUGAGGCCAAGUGGAACCUGCACAAAGCUACUUUAGAAGCCCAGCUAGCUGCGGAAAUCGAACGUACAGCCAAAGAAUUGGCCAAGCUUGCUCAAAGUUCUGAACAACUAGAAGAAGACGAAGGUGUGGCCGAGUCACUCUCCGCUCAGUGGGUUAGCUUGGAGCAGAAACAAGCUUUCCUGAAUGCCAUGCACAGCAGGGACCUUAGCCGAGAUUUUGUCUCAGCAGACGGAAACUGUGGAAUUUGGUCAUUUCUCGCCCUCAAUGCGAGAGAACCGGGCACUACACUUUCCAAAUCUGAAAUGAAGGAGGAGUUGACCAACCUGUGGAAGAAAAGCGCGAAAGAGCCCGUGUGGCAAAAACUCUUCUUUGCCUUCGGCUUGGACCGAGAAGUUCCUGUGCAGGUCAAUGCCAAGCAAAGCCGUGAUCCCAGAACCCCAAGGACCUCUCGCCGGGGACCCCGCAUACCUGAUGCAGACAAGCCCACGCCGCCGGGCAAACCGACGAGUACAAAAGCUGUGGGAGCUUGCCGGCCAGCGGCUUUUGGCCAACCCAAAGCUCCAGAGCCAAUUUUGGUGCCUUACAUUCCCAACAUUCCCAAGAAGCGCAAGGCUGCGCCACUACUGGAGGGUGAAGAUCCCGACCAGCAGGAGGAUGACGAUGACUCUGAAGCUGAGGAUUUGGCACCGGUUCGCAUCACACGUGCGAAACAUGGACGAGUAGGGAGGAAAAAGGUGGUGGAUAGCAGGCAGCAACAUCUGAAGAGGACCAGGACCUACUUGAGCGGCAUCGGCAUAACUUGGCCUGCCUUUCAGAAGAUUCAUGCGAGGAUGGCGCCUUUGAAGAAGGCGGGCAUUUGCACAGAAGAUGGGUUUGUCUCUCUACAGCAGAAGCUACUAGACCGCAAGGAGAUCAAAUGCCCACCGUGCUUGCAGCUGCUCCAGAACUAUGGGUACAAGUGCUCUGAUCAUUUUCAAGAACUAAAGCUUGAAGUUCCUGCCGAUGAACCUCAAGAACGCGGUCAAGACCCCGAGCCUGACAAAGCCCCGGGGGAUGAUGAGAAGCCAAGUAAGGAGACCUAUGAGGAGAAGAGAGAGAGGCGGAGACGUGAGUUCAACAAUGACCCAUGGGCAUUGGUUCGAAGCGAGGCACCUACGAUCACCCUUUUGCCGCCUGGCUCCUUUCGGAGGGCUUACCCGUUCCGAUGCAGUGCGUGCAAAACCAGACGAUCACCUGAUGGGAAGGUCGGAGACCUAUGCCAAGCUACCUUCAAUGCUGUGCAUUGGUUCUUGUACCAGCACUUGGAUUGCGACGCGCACAAAAAGAAGGUCGCCAGUCUGGCCGGAAAGUUGGGCGCUCGCGCAAAGCCCUUGGAGGUUGUGGAUUGCUCUGGGCUUUGCAUCUCUGAUGUGAUGGUGGGGGGGAAGGUGUACAAUUUCAAGGAGGAGUUCAACCUUUGGCUGUCCAUGAGCAAACCAAACGCACAGCUCGGCACAGAUCAUCACAAGUACUGGUUUGACAAAGGCUUGGACAGCUGGUUUGCGAGAUCCAAGAGUUGCAAGCUGAGAUGUGAGAAGUUGCCCGAACAGGACAGCGCAAUCUGCACUGAAUGUGAGAAGCUUGGUUCAGCCAAGUCCAUUGUCAGACAUGCUCAGCGCUUUUCCUACAAGUACUACCUUGCCCAUCUCUUGACCACACGCAUUUUCCAUGAGGAGCAGGAUGUAGAGGCCGCGUUGUCCAAGUUGAAGGGCUCAGCGCUGUACCGCACAGCAUGGAAGAGCAAGUUGGACAUUGCGAUAGACCUGGAUCUUCCCUCAUUGCAGCAGAUUGUGCGGGCAUCCUUCCUUUCGACCAACGACCAUGCCAGGAGCUCUCUGUUGAUCGCUUUCAUUGCGACUACCGUGAUCCCUGCUUGCCGCAUCAAUGUUGCAACUGUUCCUGCGCGCAUGGCUUCCUUGUGCGCCAAGUUUGCGGCGUUGAUUUCUGCAAAGCAUGUGGAUGACCAACAGAUGGCGCAACUGAAGGUUGCAAGCGCGGCGCUGCAUGGAACCUUCGAUUCCCAUCCUCUGAUAUUGGGGCUUUCGCUCCAAUGCAAGAGAAUGUGUGACAAAAUCAAGCGUGGAGUGGAGAGUAUGGUUGGCAGGAGAAGCCAGGAGAGCUCCCAUGAAUGCCAGCUGAUAAGUGAUGCGGGGAUUCAACUUGCAGCUGCCUCUGGCAAUUCACAUCUUGCCCGUGAAUUUGGGCUUUCAGCGGCGGCCCUCAGGACAAAGCUGGAUGAUUUGAAGCUCUACAACCUUCCGGUGCCAUGCCUUUCAGUCUUGUGGCCGGAGGAGCUUCGCCAAAACUUCGUGCUUGCCAACACGCGGUUUCCAAUGUUUCAGGGUCAGACCAAGCGACGCUUCUUUCUAGCGUUUGACGCUACGUACUUGAGCCCAUCACUUGCGCAGCUGAAGGUCCACGAGAAGAUUGGCAUGGUGGGGGGGUCCUACUUGGUGCAAAGCCCAGACCAUGCGUUCAUUCCAAUGGACGAAAAAAUGGAUUUGAGAAAGGUGCAGAAGUCGACUCAGAUGCUCGAAAUGCUGUUGUGGGACCCUUGCGGGCGCAGCAAAUGCCCAUUGUCCAUGUGCUCGCUGCCCGCAGAACAUGCAUUUGACAAGGCAUCAGAGCAAGGUUCGCUCUACAUACUGCACAGCGUUGGCCGGGUUUUGGCUCAGGCUGACAACUGCGUGAAGGCUUUGACUUUCGACAACCAUGGGAGUCACUUGCUGCUGCGGAGCAUCCUGUUUGGAGAAUGCAGAGACCGACUGCGCGAUGACUUGGCUGAUGUCCCUUUUUUCUCAUCCUUGCGGUUCCGGUCGUUGCCGGCCAACAGUUUACCUCGGGUUCCUGCGCAGAUAGCAAUGCAUGGCGAGGACAAUGAAGUGUUUUGGUGCAUCCCAGGCCACGCGAACAAGAACAGCGGAGGUCAGCUGACCUCUUCCCUCCGCACCAUUUUUUACGGAGAUCUGUUCGCCGACAUGACAGCCAGUCGGGAACAUGGAUUGCCACCUGCGGUUCUGGGGCGAGAAAAUCCAAUGUCAGAUCGCAUGCAGUCGCUCCUCUCCAAUCCCUUCUUUUUGGUCAGAGAUGUGGAUUGCGACCUGAGCAAGAUGCGGGUUCCUUGGGCCCUCCAGGGUGCCAUGUGCCACAAUUUGGUGGUAGCACUUUGCAUAGCGCCCUUGCUACACGGGGAUCUCUCUUUGGCAGAACGCUGCCAAGUGGCAGUGUCCGGCUUCUGCACAUUGGACCUCAUGCAGCUCCUGGCCAGCAGCAAGGCAUCGUCCAUGAACAUGCCCGUUGGUGCCUGUUUUAUGGCAAAACAGACAACUUCGAACCUACAGGCAUGUGCCCUGUCAUCCAUGGUGAUGACGUGCACGAAGCCAGAGGAUUGGAAUGGAUGGUCCCGGGGAUUUGCACGCUGCUCGGAACUGACCAUAGAGCAGUGGUUCGGUCAGCUUCGCGUACAGAUGGCCAGCGCGCAGUUUACUGCGCGGCAGUACUGGCAAGCAGCGGCGCGCCGGCUGCUGAGAACCGGAAAGGAGCUGAACCGCCUCAAGCCUCCUACGCGGGACCUGCAGAAGCCGCUCACUGAUGUUCAGUGCCUCGCUGUGACAGAUGGUAUCUUUGAAGCAGGUGGCAAUUUCGCGGUCUCAUUUGACGAACUAGAUGAUGAUGAGAUUGAAGAUGAAGCCGAUCUUCUCAAGCCAGAUGAGCAGACUGGUGAGGAUGAGUCUGCUGCCUUCAAACUCAUUCAGCAGGUGCGACAGGAGACGGCUGCAAUGGACCCAGAGAAUGAAGAGGAUGAAAGCAAGGACCAAACUGGUGAUGAUGUUGACGCAGAUCUCCUCGGGGCCAUGUCCUUGAGAGGAGACAUGAUGAACCGUCUUUUUCGCCUCUCGGUGCGGCUGCGAUGUGGAGCAGGGGGUGCUGACUCUGGCUUCCUCAAAAAUCCUCGCAACUGCCGGCGCCAGUCGAAGCAGUUGGAUCGCAGCCUAGCACAGAUGCGUGCUGAAAAGGAUAACCCAGAAUACAGGAGUCGAACUUCAAGGAUCCAGAAAUGGAUUGAAUGUGUCAAGAUUGCCCAGGAGGCCUUGAAAGUUCCUGUGGCGCCUCCAGAGCGGAUUAUGCCAGGGCUGGCGGUCCUUUUCACUGUGCCCGGGAACGGCCAGGGAAAUCGUAUCGAGGUUGGCUUCAUUACUUCCGUAUGGAAGGGAAUCAGCAAACCAAGGCAGACCGGCAGCGAGGUGCCAAUCGCAAGCUGCUUUGCGUUCAGGGCUUUGUCUUUGGACUUGAAUCCUGACAAGGAACCACCUGUGGAGUGGCAUUGCCAUUCCCGCUCAUUGGCAUGGGUGAGAAGGAUGGAAUCCCUGGUCACAAUCUUGGAUGUGGAACGCAGCUUUGAAACCGAGAAGGGCGAGUUUCACAUCAUUCUGUCGGAGGAGUCAGCGGCCGCGCUGGCACGCGUGGAAGAGAUCUCAGACAAACUUUGGGAUGUUGCUCCCACUAUGAGCAAACGAGGCCGCAUGGGACAGACGGAUGGCUUGGGCCCUCACCAGAAUGCUUCUGGAAAUGCAAAGCGGAAUCGGAAUCAGCGCGAGAGAAGACGCAAGCUGAGGGUGGCGAAACAGGACCGGAAGAUACUCAAAGCAGGUCAUGCCAGCGGCCAAGAGCAGCAAUUCACAGAGGAUUGCUGCCGCCGCAGUGAGGCCGGCAGGGCUGCAAUCAUAAAGUAUGUCAAGGAGCUCUACAACUUGGAUUGCAGUGCCUUUCCGAUGUCGCCUUGCUUCGAUGCCGACCACAAGUGCAGACUCAAACAUGAUUAUGCCAAGCAGCUGACAUGGACGGCUAUGUGCAGUGCUGUACCCCAAACUUUGGAAUGCACGUACCAUUUGGUGAAAAGUCCCCAGAUGUACGGAAGGGUUGUGUUCAAGCACUUGAACAUCAUCGAGAUGCAGCUGCGGAAGAGGCCAGCCAAGCGCUCUGGUUGGCUGCGUUUGUUGAGGGACAUUGCGGACUACAUGGCCGCAACUAAUGGUGAUGCAGAAGUUCCAGAGGGGAGCUGA
Cladocopium goreaui is the source of this 5436-nucleotide messenger RNA. Lineage: Eukaryota; Dinophyceae; Suessiales; Symbiodiniaceae. The record is from the annotation of a GenBank genome assembly.